Marasmius oreades (fairy-ring Marasmius) is the source of this 1200-nucleotide messenger RNA. RefSeq lists its product as uncharacterized. The transcript has 8 exons. Lineage: Eukaryota; Fungi; Basidiomycota; Agaricomycetes; Agaricales; Marasmiaceae. The record is from RefSeq and is a predicted model, not a curated record. Bases 1 to 1200 code for a protein of 399 amino acids.
AUGCCACUCGUCAACAUCGCGCUCUUCCUGUCCGCCUUCACCAUCUGCGUACAGGCUCAGAUUCACGCGACAUGUACAAACUCGUCCUUCCUUUGGUCGUACAACUCUAGGGGCGAUUCUCCUUGUCAGAUGGGUGAAACACUUGCUAGGGUAUGCACGCCUUCGUUCAACAUCCCAUCCCUCCCCGACGGCUACUACUACUCCGGCGUUAGUGGUGGAGACAUCAGUCCCUGCGUGUGCAACACCGUCUAUUACACUAUGCUAAGUGUCUGUGGGUUGUGUCAAAAUGGUCUUUCUGACAGAUUUGACAUAUGGUCAACUAAUUGUACGAGAACCUAUGAUACUGUAUACCCCUCGGCGCUUCCCUCGGGUCUUAGACUCCCUCAUUACGCGUUUCUACCCCUCGAUUCUACAAACAAAACCGUCAACGUGAGGGCCCUCCAAGCCGAUAACGGCCCCGAAAGGACCGGUACAGCUACUAGAACACCCACCGCCACUUCCUUCAGAUCCACAGGUACCUCACGUUCAGGCGGCGACGACCCCUUCGGUGACGAUGACCCUUUCGGUUUCGCAGACGAUCUCAGAGACGAAGCCAAAAAAGUCGGAAUCAUCGCUGGGAGCGUUGCUGCAGGCAUCUGGGUGUUUUGGGCCGUCGGUGCUGGGAUCGUUUGGUUUAUCUGUCGAAGGAAUAGUAGGAGGAUGUAUGGAGCCCCAUCGCAGAUGUAUCUUCAAAAUAAUGGUGCGCCGGGGGUCAUACCAUAUACACUAGUCCCACCCUCCAGUCCACCUGCUACUGCAACUGGGUCGUCUCCUGGGUUGGGUGAAAAGGUUUAUAACCCUAACGAUCCAAGUACAUACCCUCAAACUCCACCAUUGGCAACACUAGGGUACCAAAAACAACCGUCUUAUAACUACAACACCCCCCCUUCCUCCGACAGAACCUCCGUUGUAGUUCCUAGUUCUCCCAAUACUACACCGAUUUACCAACCCCAAUCACCUCCCUCGGAGUCGGAUAGAACCUCCACUUUGACACCCCCUAAUAGCGCGGGUCUACCCAACCCACACGCACAAGCACACUAUGCAGUCUCACCGGAUGGUACUACCACGUUGGCUCCGAUGGGUACAAUCCAAAACCCCUAUCCGUACUCGUCGUAUGAUACCCAUAGGCAGGUGUAUGUGAAUGGGGUUCCGCAGGUUUAG